Molecule: messenger RNA, 447 nt
Organism: Spirodela intermedia
Lineage: Eukaryota; Viridiplantae; Streptophyta; Magnoliopsida; Alismatales; Araceae
Source: the annotation of a GenBank genome assembly
AUGACGACCAGGCUCAGGAAGAACAGGAAGAAGAGAGGCCAUGUGAGCGCCGGCCAUGGUCGUGUCGGGAAGCACAGGAAGCACCCCGGCGGUCGCGGUAAUGCUGGAGGUUUGCACCACCACAGGAUCCUCUUCGACAAGUACCAUCCUGGGUACUUCGGUAAGGUUGGGAUGCGUUACUUCCACAAGCUGAGGAACAAGUUCUUCUGCCCCACCGUCAACGUCGAGCGUCUCUGGUCCCUCGUUCCCGAUGAGGUCAAGGCAAAGGCCACCGGUGACGGGUCCGCUGCCCCUCUCAUUGACGUCACCCAGUUUGGGUACUUCAAGGUCCUAGGCAAGGGCGCCCUGCCGCCGUCUCAACCCAUCGUCGUGAAGGCCAAGCUUAUUUCCAAGAACGCCGAGAAGAAGAUCAAGGAGGCUGGAGGUGCCGUCGUCCUCACUGCCUGA